Molecule: messenger RNA, 4314 nt
Organism: Myxocyprinus asiaticus (Chinese sucker)
Lineage: Eukaryota; Metazoa; Chordata; Actinopteri; Cypriniformes; Catostomidae
Gene: c7b
Product: complement component 7b
Exons: 18
Coding region: 105-2600 (831 amino acids)
Biological process (GO): immune response
Cellular component (GO): membrane attack complex
Molecular function (GO): protein binding
Source: RefSeq, a predicted model, not a curated record
UCUGCGGGUAGAUCAGUGAUGUCAUAAUCUCUGAAAGAUCUGCUGUAUAUGAGCAGGACCCAUCUCUGUGUCAGCCAAAACACAACAGUUGUCUGGUCAACAACAUGUACAGCACAAGGAUGUGCCCAGCUGUUUCUCAGUCCUACCUAAUAGUUUUGCUCAUGUUUCUGUCCCAUAUUUGCUACAUAAGGUGUGAGCAGCCAGUAAACUGCAGGUGGGGAGCUUAUGGGGACUGGUCAGAGUGUGAUGGUUGUACCAAGACACAGGUUCGAACGCGUCCCAUAGAGAUAUUCCCUCAGUUUGGAGGCAGUUCUUGUACAGGGGAGGCCAUCCAAAGACAAACCUGUGUUCCGAAGAAAACCUGCCCCCUACAGGCAGGAUGUGGAAGCAGGUUUCGUUGCACAUCCGGUCAGUGCAUCCGUGACUCUCUGGUGUGUAACGGGGAUCAUGACUGUGAAGAUGGUUUAGAUGAAUGGCGCUGUAGUGGCACUUUAGUGUGUAAUGAGCACAAGCCACCGCCCAACUCUGACCUCACAGGAAGAGGGUUUGAUGUGUUGUCGGGUGAGCUGAGAGCUGGCGUCAUUAACACUCGUAGUUUUGGUGGACAGUGCAGAAAAGUCUUCAGUGGAGAUCAUAGAGAUUUCUACCGACUUCCACAGAGUCUACUCAGGUAUACCUUUCAGGUUGGUGUGGAAAAUGAUUUCAGCGAUGAGUACCAUGACAGUUCCUGGUCCUACAUGAGACAUGAAGAGGAUAGAAGGCGAAUUAGAGGUGGCCAUGAUCAUAAAACCUUUCAUAAGGAACUGAAGCAGGACAAGGCUUAUCACCUGCUGAUCAUAAAGAAUGAAGUAGAGGUUGCUCAGUUCCAGAACAAUGCUCCUGAGUAUCUGCCUUUAUCUGAAGACUUCUGGAAGGAUCUGUCUGCCCUGCCCAGCACGUAUGACCCAUCAGCCUAUCGAUUCUUUAUACAACGUUAUGGUACCCACUACAUGGCAGAGGGCUCUCUGGGCGGCCAGUAUCAGGCCCUGCUGGAGCUGGAUGCAAAUUCUAUGAGGGAGAUGAGUAAAACAGAAACAGAUUUCCACCAGUGUAUUACACGUGUGAAACGACGCCUCUUCUAUAAAAAGAGAACCACCAAGUGCGUGAAACUAAUGAACACAAUUGAGAGUCUAAGUGAAAACAGUAAUCAUCAGUUGCAAGUUAAAACAAACAUUAACGGAGGACAUACCACUUAUAUUGCUGGCCUCAGUCUCUUGGACUUGGAAAACCCUGACAAUAACAAACAGAUAUAUUCCAAAUGGGCAGGCUCAGUGAAAGAUUUCCCUAAAGUGCUAAAACAGAAGUUGCAGCCACUCUACGAAUUGGUUAAAGAAGUGCCAUGUGCGGGGCUGAAGAAACUUCACCUAAAGAGAGCGCUGGAGGCCUAUUUGGAGGAGCGGAGCCCCUGCCACUGCAGACCCUGCCAUAACAACGGCAUGCCAGUGCUUGCUGAGGGUGUGUGCACCUGUGUGUGCAGGCCAGGCACCAGUGGUAAUGCCUGUCAGGAUGGUCAUGUCCUUGGAGAACAACCAGGAGUUAUUGAAGGGGGUUGGAGUUGCUGGUCUGCCUGGAGUAGCUGCUCUCAAGGUCAGAAGUCAAGAACUCGUUCAUGUAAUAAUCCUGCUCCAAGAAAUGGAGGCAGGCAUUGCACGGGGGAGACUUUAGGGCACAAACACUGUGAGGAUCCUGAUCUUGAACACCUAAAAAUGAUGGAGCCCCACUGCUUCGAUCCCUCAGUAACACCAGUGAAGUCAUGUAAAACUCCACCUCCUUUGGCCAAUGGAUUUGUUUUGUAUCCAAAAGAUAUAAAUCCAGUGGGCAGCAAGAUUGAGUACUCCUGCACAGACGGAUAUGAUCACAUUGGGGAUCCAGUUGCUGAGUGUACAGAGAAACUCACUUGGAGGAUGCCUCCCAUGGAGUGUAAAAAAGCUGCAUGUGACCCUCCACCUUUUCUUAGUAAUGUCAUUGCCACACCCUCAAAACAAACUUAUCAGAUUGGGGAGAGCGUAUCCCUCUCAUGCCCAAGUGGGAUGCAGCGAGAAGGCGAUGCAAAAAUCAUGUGCCGUCUUGGCCUCCGCUGGUACCCAGCACCUGAGAGUGUUAGAUGCAAACCAGUGGAAACAGUGCCCACCCAACCAAGCCUGCUCUGCAAACCAUGGGAAAAACCAGGGAAGGAUCAGUGUGUUUGCAAAAUUCCAUAUGAAUGCAAGGCUUCAUUCCAAGUAUGUGCUUCAGUACGUCCUGGCCGGGUGAACAGAAUGAGCAUUUGCCAACUUGGGGCCUUGCAGUGUCUGGGCCAAAAGUUCUCUCUGCUACAAGACAGUGCAUGCAGUUGGCCAGAAACCACAUUCACAUCCUGUCAGGACUGCCAUGAAUGGGAAUCAUGUGAUGGGGUGAAAUGUGCAUGUAAAGAUCCCGAAGACUGCUCAGAUGACUCCAAUCACCUGUGUGUUUCUCUAAUGGGUGGUGCUCCUGAGAUGAUUUCAGAGUGUGAGGCAGGGGCUUGGAGAUGCAGAGGAAAACAGAUCACUGUACUUAGCAUUGGAGACUGUCAGACAUAAACACUUUAUAGUUUUUAUGAUAACAGUAUGAUUUGUGUGACUGUUUGUUGCAAUUGUAUGAUUUUUUUAUUUUAAGUAGUAAUUUGUAUGAUUUUUUUUUUUUUAUUGUAAGUAGUAAUAUGUAAUAUAAUAAAUUAAUGUGGUCAUUUAUAUUUUAAAUAAGUACAUAUUCAUUGUUGCAGUGGUUCUUAAACUGCUGUACAUGUACAAGUGGGGCUCAGUGCACCCAGCUACACAAGACUGAAAGGAAUAUUCCAGGUUCAAUACAUAUUAAGCUCAAUCGACAGCAUUUGUGGCAUGAUGUUUAUUACCACAAAAAAUAAUUUUGACCUUCUUUUCUUACAAACAAAUAAGCAAAAAUUGAGGUUACAGUGAGGCACUUACAAUAGAAAUGAAUGGGGGCCAGUUUUUAUAAAAGCACUUACAUUAAUUUUCUGUUAAAAAUCAUGUGAUAUUUGAGCUCUAAAGUUGUUUAAAUCAUAAUUUUUUACAGUAGUUAUAGGGUUGGUUGACAUUACAUCAUAAUGGCAACAAAGUUGUAAAACUGGCUAUAACAUUACACAGAGAGGGCAAGUAAGAGAUUUUAUCACACUAAAAUCAUGUUAACAAGCAUAUUGUUUAUGUUUUGUAUCUAUUCUUUUGAUACAGUGAGUAUUUUAACAUUUAUAAAUUGGCCCCAUUCACUUACAGUGAGUGCCUCUCUGUAACCAUAUUUGUGCUUUUUUUUUUUGUUUUGUUUUUUGCUUUUUUAAAGGAGGGACAAGUGAAAAAUAAUUUUUGUGGUAAUCAAUAUUAUGCCUCAAAUGCUGUCGAUUGAGCUUAACUUGUACUGAACCUGGAACAUUCCUUUUAAUUUACAUAACUUAAAAAUAACCAAAAUGCUGGAGCACCCUCUUUUCAGGAGUGGUGCUCGGAGAUGGGAAGGGUGGCGGCCUUUGAGGAGGGGUAAUUAGAAGAAUGGGGAAGCACAGCGUGUUCGUGGAGAAAUGGGGCGGGUAUAUGUCAUUUAUGGAUGGGUGAUUAUUAUUAUUAUAUAUUUUAUUUGUUUAUUUUAUUUUAUUUUGUAUUUUUUGUGCAUGUGUAUGUCUAUAUCAUUUGUGACCACUGGGAUGUUGUUGGUGGGAUUGGGUGGGGGAGGGGUAAAAGUGGGGGUUCAGAUUGAUUUUGUGUAUAUAUGUUUUGUUCUUCUGUGUUCAUUUAUGUGAAUCAAUAAAAAAUUGUUAAUCUGAAAAAAUAAAUAAAUAAAUAAAUAAAAAGCUUAAUUAAUGCAUCUAAGGUUUCAUCCAUCCAUCCAUCUUCUAUAGCCGAUCUGAGGUUUCAGAUAAAGGAUUUUGUAUUUUGUGAAAAAGGACUGUUUUAAUGAAUGUUUUCAGACAGGUUUCACGAACACUCCCCUAGUCUGUUAUUGGUCGAACAAACAGAUCGUCCAGCCCUAAACUCAUUCCAUUGAUUGUUUUGAUAGCGCCACAUAACCACAGUCUUUUUUGUCUCUGCAUAUUAAGCGAUAUAGAAGAAAGUAUUUUGACAUUUCAGAAUUACACACUUAAGCCUUAGAUGAAAAGAGAGCUUACAUAUAAGAAUACAUCUGGAAGUAAGAUUUUUAUUGUGCUGUUCCACAUCAAUAUCCAUCACAAUGUAGCUAAAAAAUAUAGAGUAUCAAGAAAGUGAACAAAGAAAUAACUGCAUUGUUGCUGCGAGUGAUUAAAAACAACAA